UAAAUCAAUCGGAGUAGAAAUUGAAAUCCUUAUUUCUCUGAUCUACACUGAUGCUGGAGCUCAGAGCAUCAGUGUAGCAACACUCCUCUGCUUGGCAACCCUCGAUCAUCAUGGCGCAAAGCAAAGGACAUCGAAAAUUGCGGUGCGAUUGCGCCUUGAUUUUUGACACCCCUCCGUCAUUUACUAGGCAUGUUUUUGAGACCGGUCACAUGAGGCAUAGAUGGUGCACAGUGUGCGAUCAAUUAUUCGGUUCGAAGGAAGGACUUCAACAACAUAACAGGGCUGCCACAACACAUCAACUGAAACCUACCACCCCGCCGAAGCCGAAUGCUUCUUUCUCCGAUAAAAAAUCCCAGGCGGAGAAGCCCAAAACUACCCCGAAGAAAUCAGCGCCAGCGCCAGCAACCAAGUCACCUAAGACAGCUACAAAGUCGAAAAAGGCUACGAAGAGCCCCACUAAAGUUCCCAUAUCUGCCAAUUCCAAUGCUAGCCAACCUUCAGGAGUUAUACAGAUGUCCAUGCCAACAAGUCAAAUGGCACCUCUGGCCCAGCCGCCUAACCCUCUCCUGACAAACUACCCAUGGGUAUCAGGGCGACAAGAUGCCAGUCUCAUCAAGGCCGCCACAAACCAAUGCCAUAGUGAAUCUCGCUUGAUAGAGCAAGGCUAUUAUACGGGCGAUCCGGCCUACCGAGGGCACCACAAGUUUAGCAUCGUAUCGUUCGCUUCAGCACCGGCGAGAGUAAAGGGGUUGAUGAAACGAAGGGGCAUCGCUCUCGACUGCGAGAUGGUCGGGGUUGCGGGGGACAAGGACGAGCUCGCCCAUCUCUGCGCCGUCGACCUCUUCACCGGAGAGGUCCUCGUCAACUCCCUUGUAGCUCCUACCCAACCCGUAAAGGAUUGGCGAACCCGAUGGAGUGGCGUGACCCCGGCUAAGAUGGCGAUAGCCAAAGCGAGUGGUCAGUUUCUAGACGGAUGGCCGGCUGCGAGAGCAAAAUUGUUCCAGUUCGUCGAUGCGGAUACGAUACUCGUAGGCCACGCGCUGAACCACGACCUCCGGGUCUUGCAUAUCGCCCACAAACAGGUCAUCGACUCUGGAAUCCUCGUCGCGGAAGCUGCCUUCGGGAGGGCACAAAGACUGCGGCAUAAUUGGGGUUUGAAGCGUGCGACUCAGCAGAUACUUGGUCUUAAGAUACAGACCUCUAAGAAAGGCCACGACUGCUUAGAGGACACACUUGCUUCUAGGGAGUUAGUCCUCUGGUGUCUUAAAGAGCCGGUAAAGCUGUUGGAAUGGGGUAGAAAUGCUCUCAUUAAGUAUGAAGAGGAUAAACUGAAGCAGCAAGAACGGGAGCGGGCAAAGGCAAAGGCAAAGAAAGAGAAGGAAGAGAAGGAACAGAAAGAGAAGGAGAAGGAGAAGCAAACUCCUUUUCCUCUGCCUACACCUGGAGCGCGCAACUACGGCGACUACGACUAUGGCUACGACGACAAUUAUGACCACGAUUAUUAUGAUGACGAUUUCGAUUACGAUUAUGCGCAUCUGCACGGUACGGGGAAUGUUGGAGGAUAUCGUUUUUACGAUUAUUACCAGGGCAGAAAUCGCGAUAACGAUCCAUUAUGGGCAGAUCCGGAUUAUUGAUGGAUAUUAGAUGUCUCAAUGGUUCCUAGUCUAAGUAGUUAGUCGCUAUGAACAGUGAAUGGAAGUAGUUGAACUUUUUA
Molecule: messenger RNA, 1714 nt
Organism: Annulohypoxylon maeteangense
Lineage: Eukaryota; Fungi; Ascomycota; Sordariomycetes; Xylariales; Hypoxylaceae
Product: ribonuclease H-like protein
Exons: 2
Coding region: 111-1634 (507 amino acids)
Biological process (GO): ribosomal large subunit assembly; rRNA processing
Cellular component (GO): nucleus
Molecular function (GO): nucleic acid binding; exonuclease activity
Source: RefSeq, a predicted model, not a curated record